Molecule: messenger RNA, 4555 nt
Organism: Anarrhichthys ocellatus (wolf-eel)
Lineage: Eukaryota; Metazoa; Chordata; Actinopteri; Perciformes; Anarhichadidae
Product: cytoplasmic phosphatidylinositol transfer protein 1
Exons: 9
Coding region: 226-1254 (342 amino acids)
Biological process (GO): phospholipid transport
Cellular component (GO): cytoplasm
Molecular function (GO): phosphatidylinositol transfer activity; phosphatidylinositol binding
Source: RefSeq, a predicted model, not a curated record
GGGGACGAUCCCAAACCCAGCUCAUUAGUGCCCUAAUCGUUCCCAGCCGGUGAGAGUGUCCGCUGGUUCCAAUGAGAGAACUCAGCCGUAACUCGGGACGUGCAUUUUAUAACCCGGGCUGACCAUCGUCUCCACAUGCGCUGACACGUCUCCAGACAUUACGCACAUCCCCUCGGCUGGUUUGACACAUUGCGAGUUCACGAGACGCGCGGACGGAGAGGGAAGAUGUUGCUGAAGGAGUACAGGAUAUGCAUGCCUCUCACAGUCGAGGAGUACCGGAUUGGGCAGCUGUACAUGAUCAGUAAACACAGCCACGAGCAGAGUGAUCGAGGGGAAGGAGUGGAGGUUGUCCAGAACGAGCCGUUUGAAGACCCGGCGCACGGCCAAGGACAGUUCACCGAGAAAAGAGUCUACCUCAACAGUAAAUUACCCAACUGGGCUCAAGCAGUGGUUCCCAAAAUCUUCUACGUGACGGAGAAAGCGUGGAACUACUACCCGUACACCAAAACAGAAUAUACAUGCUCCUUCUUGCCCAAGUUCUCCAUCCACAUAGAGACAAAAUAUGAGGACAACAAAGGAUGCAAUGACAAUAUCUUUGACAACGAGCUGAAGGAGCAGGAGAGGGAGGUGUGUUUCGUCGACAUCGCCUACGAUGAGAUCCCCGAGCGCUACUAUAAAGAGUCUGAGGACUUGCGCUAUUUUAAGUCGGAUAAGACGUCGCGGGGGAUUCUUCAGGAGGGCUGGAGAGACACCCAGGACCCCAUCAUGUGCUCAUACAAACUGGUCACCGUCAAGUUUGAGGUGUGGGGUUUGCAGACCCGUGUGGAGCAGUACGUACACAAGGUGGUUCGGGAUGUGCUGCUGCUGGGACAUAGACAGGCAUUUGCUUGGGUGGAUGAGUGGAUUGACAUGACGAUGGAUGAGGUGAGAGAGUUUGAGCGCACCAUCCAGGAGGCCACCAACCAGAAGAUAGGGAUUUUUCCGCCGUCGAUCUCAAUCAGCGAGACGCCCCUGUCUUCCUGUUCCCUCAGCGCCCCCACCACCCCCAUGUCCACUGAUGCGCCUGAGUCCCUCUCUGUCGCCAAGGACCGACCCCGCAAAAAGUCUGCUCCAGAAGCCCUCACCCUUCCUGACCCUGCCACAACUGGUGUUCCCCAGGGCACUUCCAUGAGCCCACUUCCCAUUUCAAACCACCUCCAAUCAUCCACACCACCCGCCUCCAACACUGAUAUUGCUGAGAUGGACAAGCAGUAGAGGGACCUCGGGAUGUCUUCCCCCAACCCCCAUUGUCUUAGUAGCCCAACGAGACUAGCCUAACCUCCAAACACCAGUGGCCAGACAUUCAAGUUAUCUAGCCAUAUCUAAUGAUUUGCCAUAAACCUGGACACAAGUCAUGAUCACCAUUGAAGUCUACAUCGGUGUCACUGAUGCCUUCCAGGCAGCUGUAGGUUUAGCCACCUUGUUGUGGUUGGCCUGUGAGUCUAGCCAGCCACAUGUCUCAUCUAAUAUAACAACCACCUGUGAUGUCCAAUCAAAACAAAGUGCAUCUUUAGUUAUUUUUUUGUUGAGCAGCAUAUGAAUACCUUUUUUUUUGAGCGUUUUCUUCAAUCAGACAAGUCGAUUGCUUUCAAGCUGUUGAACUAAGAAGUAGUUGCCUUAGCACCACAGAGCCGGUGGUGUUUAUUAGUUUUGACAAUGUGUGCGAAUGAAUGCCUGAGAAACAUUGUCCUUUGUAAAAUGGUUGUAUUUACUGAAUUAGAACUUGCUGACACAAACUACAGUAGAACUAUAUUAGACUAACACACACCAGAAGGACAGCCAAGUACCCUCAGAACAGAGCUUAGUGACCGUUUCCUGAGCAGGCCUGUGGAUCAGAUUGCACUCAUCCUUUCAAUCCCAAACUCCAAUUAUACAACGGAUGCAAGAUCAGUACAAUCAUAGUUUACGCCUCAGGUCUCCCAGACUCUGCCUGGCUCACACUAAAGGCAGGGAUGUUACUGUACCGUUCUCUCCCUACUUAUUGCCAAACAGACACAUUUUAUACCUCCACAGAUAUUACAAUACAGCAACUAUUGUUUGUACUGUACCAGUCUACUUAACCCUUGGAAUGUUUACACAUCAGAAACCUUGGAGCGUUUGCGUAACGGCAGUAAUGUUGUAACUUAAGCUGUUGUAUCUGCACUUGCGGUUUUAGCAUGAUGAUGAAGAUCUGAUUCUAAAAUGGAAUACGUUGGAAGUUUAUUACUGCAUAUAUCUUACUCAAGUUGACUGAGAGGUCGGUACAAAAACACCUACAGUGAAAUGUUGCCUGAAACUAAUGCUGGACAAUUUCAUCAAAAUCAGUAAAUUAUGUAGGAACAAGGCCAUUUGGGUAGUUGUUAAACAUUUGCUGAUCUUUGAGCACAUGGAGAUUAUGACUACCCAAAGCUUGAUUUGAGGGUACAUGCAUCAAGCUGACUUGAGAAUGUGCUUUGUUGGCUGCAUAGCAUUUGCAGAACUGCUGAUACUUUUUAUUUUGCCAGUGCUGGUUGGUUACGCUUUGGUGGGCGUGGAAAAGGGGAAAUCCUUUGCAGUGCCGGUUGUCAUUUGUGCUGGGCUUGUACCGCUAAUUACCAUCUAAAACAUUUUUAAGGAGAAACGAAUGCAUAAGGACAGCAACUUAUUCUUUGAACCCCCUUUUUUCACACUAUUAAAGGGUUUUACAUGCUGCAUGGAAUGUUCACAACAUAUAUACAUAUUGUGUAAAGUAUAUACUGUAAAUGAAUGGAUUGGUACAGUAUAUUUGGUGAUGCAACUGUAUGGGGGGGAAAAAGUGAACCAACUUUACUAAUUUUGUAUAAUGGAAAAAGCUGAUUUUGAGUGAAACGUAAGCAUGCCCAGAGAAUAUAGGCCUUUUUCAACUCCGUGCCUCUGCAUGCAACUGUUGUGUCAUCGCCUACCAGUGAGUAAACCAAAAUCUCUUAUUUCAUCUACAGAAACAAAAAAUGUCAUUGCAUUCCUUUGCCUGUUUCUAAUCUCAAAUGUUGCAUUUAACCAAUAAUAGAAAUGAGCUACAGCUCCACAGUACAGUUGCUAAACUACAAGAUUCAGAUCAAAUCUAUCGUAUCAAAGUACAUCAUCAGACUUAAGUAUCAGGGUUAACAUUUUUUUUUAAUUUUAGGAAAUUGGAGCAUUUUUUUCCCCUUUUCAUAUCAAAUGACUUCUAACCUUACAGCGCAAAUGCAUUUUGCACUUUCCAGUCUUUCACCUUAUUUGACGAUGAAGAAAUGUUACAUAACAGUCUUGUUGGACCAAAGUCCUGUAAUGCAGCAUAGUGACUUCGAAGAGCUGUUCCAGAAGAGUCCUUAGUGGUCUUGCCAUUAAAAAAAUGUUAAUAUUUUGUACAGUUUCUCACUUGCUUUUGUUAAAAAAAAAAACAGCUGUAGCGAUUCAUCUGUAGCUUUUGUCUUUGCUCUUUGAGGAUAAAAAUGUUAUCGGCCCUCUGUAUUGAUUUAUUAUGUACAGGUCAAACAUACAACUCUGAUAUGGACCAUCUCUUUUGUCAGGAAUACAGAGAUCCAGGGAUAUGUUUGAUCUACCAUUGACUAUUAAACAUAAUGCACAUAAUGUCCAAUCGUGUGACAUUAAGCUGUGCUCUGUUUAAAAGAGUAACGUAUUGUAAAUACUAUAGUUCGUGACUGAUGUGGUUUCUUACAUUGAAACUUGUUUCAAGUUGCAUUACUGAUGCUCAAAGAUUUCACAUAGACAGAGAAGGAUAUUAAGUGUUUGUGCGAUAAGGAUGAAGUCUUCAGAUGUAAAUUAAAAGUUUGUUUAAAUCUAGGAAUAAUGUCUUUAUCUAUGAAGUCGUUGUCAUCUAUUGAGGAUACUGAAUUUCGUCGAGUUUAUUCUUGUCAAUCGAGUAUUAAGAAUCCUCAUAGUGGUGCACUUUUGACUCUUCUGUUGCUUUUGGUGACCAUGCAGGGCAAAAUAGUAUGUACACGUAAACUAAAUGAAGCUUUUCUUUUAGUGGGGUAGCUGCUUUCUCAUUACUUGCCAUGGUAAUUAAGAGGUGAUUUAAUUUUCUGUUAUUCUUUGUAGUAAAUCUGCUGUACUUUAAAUUUGUGGUUGCUGUAUUGUUUGAAGGAAAAUCUUAAUUAGUUAUUAUUAUUCUUUGGAUUAAAGGCCCAAGCUUUUUGCUCCCUCCCCUCUAUUGCAGUUUGCAUUUUGCAUUUGGCCAGGCUGUUUCACUGCUUUACUGUCUCCUGAUAACUGGGCCCUGUCCCACCGACCUGGAUCACUGAGUUAGCCGUACUGAACUGCUGAGUGACACCAGUGACCGCCCAGUGUAUUUCACUCGGUGUUGUAGAUCAGAUGCGGUUCUGGCUUUCUACAUGAAUCCUUCCUCGUGAAACCGGUCCUAAGCGUGCCAUUCGUGUUCGGCUGCUGGAAGUCACUCUCAGUUCUUCCACUUUAUCUAUUGUGUGUUCUAUUUUUAGUUCCCUUUGAGGUUCAUUUGGUUCUUUGUUGUAAUUGUUUACUUUUGCUGAAACAGAAAAAUAAACUUUACUAGCUAUUA